GCUCUUUUUGCUCUUUUUUAGUCUUCCAGCACUCAUCCCGGCUCUCCCUCAGACAAAAGCUUCGCUUUUGCCCUCUUGAGAGCCCCAAGCCUCUCUACAUUCCUUGCGCACGCUACAGCGGCAAGCCAACUUUGCGAGGGCCAAGAUUAUGUGCAGGGCGGCUGAGCGCGGGUUAGCUCGGUCCUUGAAGGAGCAGCAAGCCCAGCGCGCGCGUGCCAUGGCGGCGAAAAGGCGCACAUGCUCAGCGCUACUCAGCCUGCACGCCUUGCUGCUGCCAGCCCUAUGGCUACCGCAGGCUCGAAGCUGCUCUCAGGUGUUGAGCGCCGCCCGCGUGCCGCGUGCGUGCGCAGACUUAGACGGCUGCCUCUCGCUCGCUCGGCUCCGCUGUCCCGCACCACAAGCACUGCGACUGACGUCUGAUCUCGCUGCGCAAGACGCGGUCUUUGUGACCUCAGCAGCUCUCCUCGUAGCCAGCGAAGUGGUCCUAAACGCUGGCGGCCUGUGUGCGACGAGGCGACGCGUGUGCUCAGCCGCCAGCGGCGCCGAGCCGCAGUGGCAUUCAGCGACGUGAGGCCGCUGGUCCUCUUGCGUCACCUGAGGAGAGGCUGAAGCCUCAAAAGCUGGCUCUGACCGGCAGAGCUGCUCAAAGCAGCUGCUCUCACGCAUGGUUGACAGUUGCCGAUCGCUCGCGGCAUUGCACAGAACCGCC
Tilletiopsis washingtonensis is the source of this 709-nucleotide messenger RNA. RefSeq lists its product as hypothetical. The coding region runs from base 149 to 571 and encodes 140 amino acids. The record is from RefSeq and is a predicted model, not a curated record. The transcript has 2 exons. Lineage: Eukaryota; Fungi; Basidiomycota; Exobasidiomycetes; Entylomatales.